UAAUUCUUUCGUCACGUGCUUGAUUCUCAUGUUACAUUUUCUUUCAGUUCUUUACUACAAAACCGCUUCCAUCGGAGCCCUCUACUUUACCAAAGUACCCACCAAGCAAGGAGUUUGAUGUUAAGCUUCGUGAUGAGGAAAACCGAAGAAGAAGAGCUCCUAUCAGUACAGCACGUGAACAUGAAGCAGCUCGAAAGUUUCCGAAAGAACCUAAAGCUAUUCCUGCACCAGAUGCAAAUGCUGAAUUGCAGACAUCCAUGCAGAAGAAACUAAGGCAGCAGAAUCCUUCAAGUGUCAGUGAAAAGUAUAAUCCUGAAGAGGACGGAGGUUCUGGCUUUUGCAUUGAUCCCCCUAAAGAAUCAACACAAACUCAACCUAAUGCUUCGAGUUCUUCACGAAACAUGAACAGGAGUCGGGGUGAUACUCCAGGAGGUUUUUCAAUCGGGGAAAAGGGCGCAGAACUUAGAAAACAAAGAUCUUAUAUGCACCAUGGUUCUGGACAGUUAUCCCGGUAUUCCAAUUCCGUUGCAGGUCAAGGCGGUUUGCAAUUCGGCUGUGGUGGAGAAAGUAGUAGUAAUUCACGUUGGCCAGAAGAGUGUUUUAAUGUGUCAUAUAACCAUUUCAAUGGUGGCGAAUCUUCAGAAAAGCAUGAAUGGUCUCACCAUUUACUAGAAAGUCCGAAGUCUUCUUAUAAGAUAGAUGAUCAGUCAUCUGGAAAAGAGUCUGCUAUGAAUUACGCCUCGAAAAAGAGAAUUCAUUAUUCAGGACCCUUGAUGCCUCCUGGUGGAAACCUUGAGGAAAUGUUAAAAGAGCAUGAGAAACAAAUCCAGCAUGCAGUUCGUAAGGCUCGUAUAGACAAAGCGAAGACAAGAAAGACAUACGAUGACAAAAGUCUAUCGGAGUCGUUGCUUCACCAUAUGAGAAACGGCAAUUGAGCUUUAAAAACUGUCCGAAAGUUUGACCCAAGCAGGACAGAGAAGCUCAUGUAGAACAGCAUUGUUUAAAUGUUGGUGAGACUUCCAUAUGGAAGUUCAUGAAGUUUGCACAAGCUGCACGGAGGUACGGUUGAGUAGUUUUGAGUAGUUUCGUCGACCGUACUUGAGAGUUCAGAUGUUAAUACACAUUUAAGGAAGAAAGACAAUGAAAUCCAUUCAAAAUGGGUUUCAGAUCCAGAAAUUGAUAGAGGUCUGUCUCCUUGGCACGGAUGAGUUGCUAAAGGAAUUCUUUGUACAGCCUAACAUGUUUUUCUAAUCAGUUUUAUGUGUUGUAAAGGGUACAGUACAGUAGGCGUUCUCCAAAUUGAAGUUUUCCCCCCUCCACAUCCUUAUUUUUUUUGAAACACUUGGUCAAAUACAACCACUACAGAGCUGCUAAACAGAGUUGUUACGAUGAACAACUUGUUCUUGUUCUUGUCACCUAUUCACUCUUAGUUAUGUGACAUUUGGCUCAAUAUUUACUCUGAAUAUGAAUUUUUGGAUUUGGGAAAAUUUUGCAUCAUGGAAAACAGUACUUUAAGAACUUCCAUUGAUGGAAGCCGAGGAAAUGGGCAUUGGAUGGAGAAGGAUCUUCCAUUGACGAAGUUCAAAAGCAAUCUGAAUGCCUUUGUUGAUUUGUUCUGAGGGUUGUCUCUUUCUUGUUGAUUUGCUUUAUGUAAUUUGUCUGUGUAUUUGUGUGGAUGUAAACUGAUUAAGAUGUGAUUAA
Cucurbita maxima (winter squash) is the source of this 1701-nucleotide messenger RNA. Its product is annotated as probable serine/threonine-protein kinase At1g09600. The coding region runs from base 258 to 935 and encodes 225 amino acids. The record is from RefSeq and is a predicted model, not a curated record. The transcript has 4 exons. NCBI's taxonomy places the organism in Eukaryota, Viridiplantae, Streptophyta, Magnoliopsida, Cucurbitales, Cucurbitaceae.